Molecule: messenger RNA, 327 nt
Organism: Acanthoscelides obtectus
Lineage: Eukaryota; Metazoa; Arthropoda; Insecta; Coleoptera; Chrysomelidae
Source: the annotation of a GenBank genome assembly
UUUGGCUUACGACAGUGUUAGGUUCGUGCUACCAUCGACUAAUUAUUGAUUUUAGAUUGUGUCUAUGGUCAGUUCACGAACAAAAAGGAUUUUGGCGGCUCUUAGCCAAAAUGAUGAAUCGAAUAAUGUUUAUUCUGAGGAAGAAAUCGGGUCUAUGGCGAUAUCCAUUAUUUCAAGUGACAAUAUUUUUGACUAGAUAAUUCCGAAAAUAUUUUAAAAACUACUUUAAUAAGUUAGCAGAAACUGAUACAGAGGAUGACAAUGAAGAUGAAAGCUCCAAAACUUAAAAAAAUAUAUAUUUUUUACUAGUAAGAAUUUCAUAUUUUC